Molecule: messenger RNA, 1495 nt
Organism: Haemorhous mexicanus (house finch)
Lineage: Eukaryota; Metazoa; Chordata; Aves; Passeriformes; Fringillidae
Gene: PLD3
Product: phospholipase D family member 3
Molecular function (GO): catalytic activity
Source: RefSeq, a predicted model, not a curated record
AUGGGCUGGACCCUCUGGAGCCCCGUGAGAUGCCGACCCCCAAGCGCCCCCACGGCGCCGCUCUCUUCGCCCCUCCUCUCCAUCCUCUUCCUCCUCACCUUCCUCCUCCUCCUCCCCCGCGCCUCCGCCGCCACGCCGACGUCACCUGCGAGGACACCUGCAGGAUCGUGCUGGUGGAGAGCAUCCCCGAGGGCAUGGAGGGGCUGGCGGUGGGCAGCGCCCCCGGCCCCCCCGGCCCCCCCCGGCCCCUCCGGCCCCUCCACCUUCGAGGCGUGGCUGGGGCUGCUGGCCGGGGCCACCCACAGCGUGGACAUCGCCUCCUUCUACUGGACACUGACCAACAACGACACACGCACACACGAGCCAGCCCCGGCGCAGGGCGAGCGGAUCCUGGCGGUGCUGCAGCAGCUGCCGGCGCGCGGCGUGGCCGUGCGGGUGGCGGUCAGCGCGCCCUCGCCCUCCGCACCCCUGGAUGACCUCUGGGCACUGGAGCGCAGCGGUGGGCCCGUGCGCACCGUGGACCUGCCGCGGCUGACGGGCGGCGUGCUGCACACCAAGUUCUGGCUGGUGGACGGCGUCCAUCUCUACAUCGGCAGCGCCAACAUGGACUGGAGGCCCUGACGCAGGUGGGUGAAGGAGCUCGGAGUCGCCAUCUACAACUGCAGCUGCUUGGCCAAAGAUUUGGGCAAGAUCUUCGAGGCCUACUGGUCCUUGGGCGUCCCCGACGCGUCCAUCCCGGCGCCGUGGCCGGACAGUUUCUCCACCUCCAUCAACCUGGAGACCCCGCUGGAGAUGACGCUCAACGACACCGCGGCCGCCGUCUUCUUCUCGAGCUCCCCGCCCGCGCUCUGCGCCGCCGGCCGCACGCCGGACCUGGAGGCGCUGCUGGCCGUGAUCGACGGCGCCGAGGCCUCGGUGGACGUGGCGGUGAUGAGCUACGUGGCCAGCAGCGAGUUCUCGCGGCCGCGGCGCUUCUGGCCGGCCGUGGACGAGCGGCUGCGGCGCGCCGUGGUGGAGCGCGGCGUGCGGCUGCGGCUGCUGGCCGGCUGCUGGGCGCACAGCCCGCCCGCCAUGGCCCCCUUCCUGCGCUCGCUGGCCGCGCUGGCCGACAACCGCACCCGCUACGGCGUGCAGGUGCGGCUGUUCCUGGUGCCGGCCAGCGCGGCGCAGAGCCGCAUCCCGUUCGCCCGCGUCAGCCACACCAAGUACAUGGUGACCGACAGGGCCGCCUACGUGGGCACAUCCAACUGGUCCGGGGAUUACUUCGAGCGCACGGCGGGCUCGGCGCUGGUGGUGGCGCAGCCCGGGGCGGGCGCGGGGUCGUUCCGGGAGCGGCUCCAGGCCGUCUUCGAGCGGGACUGGAGCUCCCGCUACAGCGUCGACAUCGGCGACACCCAGAGCUGGAGCAGCCGCUGCGGGCCCCGGUAGCGCCGGGGGGAACCCGCGGGGGCCGGCGCGUUUUGGGGGGAAAAUUAAAGAGAAUGGGAUUUGUGGA